AUGGGCGUCUUGGAUCACCUCUCCGAUUUGUGCAGCAUGACAGACACAAAGGCAGCCCUCAAGCUCAGGAAGAGGCGGCCGAUGCAGACGGUAAACAUCAAAGUGAAGAUGGACUGCGAGGGCUGCGAGAGGAGGGUCAAGAACGCCGUCAAGUCGAUUCGGGGUGUGACGGCCGUGUCAGUGAACCCCAAGAUGAGCAAGGUGACGGUGACGGGGUUCGUGGAGCCGAGCAAGGUGCUGGCGCGGGUGAAGAGCACCGGGAAGGUGGCCGAGAUGUGGCCCUACGUGCCGUACUCGCUCACCACCUAUCCCUACGUCGGCGGCGCCUACGACAAGAAAGCGCCGGCGGGCUUCGUCCGCGGCGCUCCGCAGGCCAUGGCCGACCCCGGAGCGCCGGAGGUCCGGUACAUGAACAUGUUCAACGACGAGGACGUCAACUCCUGCGCCAUCAUGUGA
Triticum turgidum subsp. durum (durum wheat) is the source of this 456-nucleotide messenger RNA. NCBI's taxonomy places the organism in Eukaryota, Viridiplantae, Streptophyta, Magnoliopsida, Poales, Poaceae. The record is from the annotation of a GenBank genome assembly.